Molecule: messenger RNA, 1173 nt
Organism: Lecanosticta acicola
Lineage: Eukaryota; Fungi; Ascomycota; Dothideomycetes; Mycosphaerellales; Mycosphaerellaceae
Source: the annotation of a GenBank genome assembly
AUGGCUACCAACAACUUCCCCACCGGCACCAUCGGGCUUGGCCUCGCCUCACUCUCAAUUGCAUAUGGCGUCACGCCACCAGACAAGGAGCGCCUCGCAUUCCUGGACCGCGCUCUCGAACUAGGCCUCACAUUCUGGGACACAGCCCAAGUAUACGGCGACAGCGAAGACCUCCUGCGCCAAUUCUUUGCAUCGCGAUCCGGAGCUAGAGAGAAAGUCUUCCUGUGUACGAAGUUCGGGAUCGGCCGGAACCCGCAGACAGGCAGCAUGGAUGUGGAUUCUAGUGGCAAGAAUGUGAGGAGAUCCUGUGAGAGAGCGUUGGACAGGAUGCAGGUGGAUUAUAUUGAUCUUUGUGCGAGCGAUUUCAAUUGAAGGGAAAGGGAUGAUUGCAGAUUGCUGACGGUUAAUGGCAGUCUACGCGCAUCGAUGUAAUCCGGAAACGCCGAUUGAGGAGACAAUGAGAGCCAUGGUGGAAUUGCAGAAAGAAGGCAAGAUCAAACACAUCGGGUUCUCUGAGAUCAGCUCGAAAGCGUUGAGGAGAGCCAGUAAAAUCGGCAAAGUUGCAGCAGUGCAGAUGGUUCGUCGCGCCCAAAACCUUUCAACCGGGUGCGCUGACUCUUCUCUCUUCAGGAAUACUCGCCGUUCGAGCUGGAGGACGAGGACGUGCAAGACGUCAUGAAGACUUGUCGCAAAGCUGGGACAUCAAUCAUCUGCUACUCCCCUCUCGGCAGAGGUCUGUUGACCGGCUCGUUCUCGACUAGAGAAAGCGUGAGCGGCGAGGGUGACAUUCGGUGAGCAGAAUUCCCAUUGUUGCCAAAACUGAACUGACACAACCCCAGAUCCUUCCACUAUCCACGCUUCAGCGAAGAUAACAUAGAAGCCAACGCAAGAACCAUCCAGGAAUUCAAAGCACUCGCCACCCGAAAAGGCUGCACUCCAUCUCAGCUCGCUCUCGCGUGGCUGCUGAAGCAAGGGAAGGACGUAGUUCCAAUUCCCGGAACCAAGAGGAUCAAGUAUCUGGAGGAGAACUGGGCUGCACGAGAUGUCAAGCUCUCAGAUCAGGAGGAAAGCCAGAUCCGAAGGUUGGUUCGUAGGAUGCCGCUGCAGGGUGUGCGGUCAAAGGAGAAUGCGGCUCUCACAUUCACGGAUACGAGGGAGGAGGCUUGCUUGUGA